AUGCCCUGCUUCAAAGGCCUUGCUGUGAGCAUCCACACCCCUGAUGGUCCGAUCUCAGAGUACUCGAUUCAGCGGCAGUCACGAGCUUCGCGGAUAGCUUGUUUCAUCCCUGUUCCCCCGCCCAAAGUCCCCGACUCCUCCUCAAAAGGCAAACCCGAACAAUCGACUUUCGCCAUUUCAAUCACCCUUCUCAACCCCAGCCAAGAUGUACCUUACUCCACUCCGAAACCCACGGCCGAUUGCCCCUCCCCGAAGCCGAAGGUCGUCGGAGGAUUGCCGAACCAGACCAGUGAACGCGGCCAGUACUCCGGAGCUGUCGCGCCAUACCAGGCCUUGACAAAUUCUCCGAACGAAACCGUGGCCGCCUAUAUCUAUUUCGACGGAAGACAAAAGGAGGAGGUAGCUACAUUAUUGCGGAGAGGAGAGGAAACCUGGGUGAAUUCGCGAUGGGUCAACUCCGACGACGGCGGCAUUGCCGAGCGCGAAUUCCUUUUCCGCGAAGUUGGCCUCGAACGCUGGUUGAACGGCUUGGAUCUGGAAGGCAAGGAUGCCGCGGCCAAGAUUGAGCGCCGGCGCCAGAAGAUGGAAAAGCGCCGUGCAAAGCGCCAGGCCGAAAAUAGUGGUAUGGAUAUGGAGGUCAACAACUCGAAGCCCAAGAAUAUAAUGCGCUACGGGAAUGACGAGAAAGAUCCGCUGGAAAAUGUUUCGGACGAUGACUUAUCUUCUGAUUCGGACGAUGACGACCCAAUCCCUGAAACCGCUGGUCAAAUUAAGGUGGCUCUUUUCCGAGUUUUGGCCUCUGGUGAGAUCAAACGUGGAGAGUACUCCCCGCAGUUCGAUGCGCACGACGACGACGAGGGUGAACAGGGGGGCUUUGCAAAGCCCAAGUCUCUGGACCCAAAGACCAUCAGUACACAGACAGUCACUGGGAUUGAUCCUACAGACAAGCCCUACGCAACCUUUACUUUCAUGUAUCGCGGCGAACGUCAAUUGCAAAAGAUGGGCAUCAAAAAGGAUCAAAAGCCGCAAGAGACCCCGAAUGCGAAACGGAAAUCCCUCCAGGCGGAUUUGUCUAAUCUCGGAGCUCUCAAGCCUGGUGGCACUGUCGGGUUCCUCAACUUCCGCGAUCAGGACACUGGGCGAAAGGGCAGCAAGGGCGGCGAUGAAAUGGAUAGCGACGAUGACGACACUGAUAAUCCCAUUUUGAGUAAAGCCGAUGAUGAAGAAGGCAAGGACGAUGACCGGUUCCUGUCUCCUGAUGAUAUCAAACGCCAAGGUGAACUAGAGGAGGGCGUCCGCAAGAUUCGGCUCAAACGCCAGCAUUCAGCUGAGCCCUUCAGUGGUAGCGGCGCCGAAUCUUCCGAUACUCCGGCUUCUGGGACCACUCCUCCUGCUCCGGAGCGAUCUACCACUCCCCCAAAGUCGACUACGAACACCGCGGCCUCUGAACAGCCUAUCCCUACAAUCACUGGACCGGAUGGUUUUGUUGGCAGCCCGCUGAAGAAGCAAAGAGCUAGUGUCUCUACUGCCGAUGAAAAUGCCCUCCGACGUCGGAUUGCCGAAUCCUCCGGACGGAUCAGUGAAGUCCUUGGAGGGGCUGGGACUGUCACCGACAACGAUCCCAAGCCUGGCCAGGCGGGAUCAUUCGGAGACAAGCUGAAUUCUACUGCACCCGACUCAUCUAGAGAUGAUGAUGAUGAAGAGCUAUGA
This is a messenger RNA of Penicillium manginii, 1710 nucleotides long. RefSeq lists its product as uncharacterized. NCBI's taxonomy places the organism in Eukaryota, Fungi, Ascomycota, Eurotiomycetes, Eurotiales, Aspergillaceae. The record is from RefSeq and is a predicted model, not a curated record. The coding region runs from base 1 to 1710 and encodes 569 amino acids. The transcript has 4 exons.